Molecule: messenger RNA, 2216 nt
Organism: Schistocerca nitens (vagrant locust)
Lineage: Eukaryota; Metazoa; Arthropoda; Insecta; Orthoptera; Acrididae
Exons: 2
Coding region: 161-1123 (320 amino acids)
Source: RefSeq, a predicted model, not a curated record
UUCUUUUAUUUAAUAUACACACAGCACAGUUACACGUGCACAUGUUACACUCGGCCAUUCAACUCGGACUGCAAGGAAAGCUCAGUCCACAUCUGUUACCCUCAGAGCCCUUCUUGCACAUGCUACACAAUGUGUCGUCGCAAAUUUUGGCCCCAAACAAAUGCUUUAUGCCGUGCGGGAAAGCAACCUCCCCUUUUACUAUGCUGCGUUGGAGGUCCGACUUACCCGUAAUUCUGACGGUAUUCGGAUGCGAAUGAGGUUGCCAAUCACGUGCGCAAAUUGCGAAUACGAGUGCUAUCAAAUAUACACUUUUCCAGUCUCUUGGGCUACCCUUCAUCACCAUGUUGUUUGGCAGACUCAAGAAUUUUUAAUAGUUAGUCGGGAUCGACAAACUCACGCCACUCUCUCUCGCACUGAACUAUCCAGUUGCUUCCAUACAACACAUUACUUAUGCUCCACGCUAAUUUUACACACUAACACUACUGAGUGCGAGAUGUCACUGUUUUUAGCUGAAACUACUACACCUCCAUGUCCUCGUGUUCUAGUCUCACUUCGUCAACCAAUAAUUCAGCCUGUUGGCAACAGUUUUCUGUUCGCUGUUCCACAGACUGUCACCGCCACCCUGGUGUGCCACCGUUCAAUGUCAGAGACUGAAUCGUACCGGAUAACACUGAAUAAUAGUGGCCUAGUGUAUAAUAGUUCAAGAUGUGACGUAUACGCUGCUUCUAUGAGGAUAUCAGCUCAAUUGCACUCCACCUUUCAUGUCACCAUUCCCACAUUUACCUUAUACCUUCCUGAACUCUCUUUUAAAAUCCAUCACCAUGAGAAGCUGAAGAAUUUACCGAAUACCAAUGAUUCAGAUCUACUCCAAUCGAUCAAUCAUCUCCUUACCCAGGAACACAACCAAGUUGCUCUUGACCGAGUGGCCUCACAUAUUGCUGAUUGGCACCAAACCAAGCGAUUAACCACCGUUGUAUUACCCAGCGCUGGUUCGGUAAUCAUCAUUGUAAUGAUUCUGAUUAUAGUAUCCUGGAUACUCUGUAAAAGAGGGUUUUGCAAAUGUUUCACUUCCUUCCGAGAAGUAGUACCACCCCCACAACCUGAAGGUGAAUAUCACACCUGAAACUACCUGCCAACCUUGGUGCAUGCGAUCAGGCAUGACCCCCCCCCCCCCUUAGAAUUAAGUUGUAGUCUAGGUGUCAGGUCAAUGAACUAAUUUUGUAAUGGAUUUGUAUUUCUAUGUAAAGUCUAUGGAAUCACAAUUUAACUGUCGAGUUUUAACCCACAUGUAAGUCAUUUUGUUUUCUCUUUAAAUUUUUGUCAUUUUGUAAUGUUCUCAUUCACCCACUUGGGCAAUUACCAUUGUAAUCCUAGAUUUAAGAACUCAAAGUAAUAUUACGGGGAAAAACCCCCUUGUGACUGUUAGGCCUGGGAGCAUUCUCUCACCCCCACGAGGGUGGAGUGUUUCAGUGUGCUGUGCUCCGGUGCCCCUCAUCAUCGCCUGGGUACCCACCACCACUGAUACCGCCGACACACACUCACAGCAUGGCGCCGCCUCACUGCCGUCGCACCAACUUCACAAGUUUGUUAUUCAAGAGCCUUCCUUCAGGCCACUUUGUAACAUUUGCACAUAUUGAUAUCACUAUGUUAUGGGACCCUUCAUAAUGAUCAUAUAUUUUUUAAAUGGAAUAAUCAAUUAGAAUAAGCUCAUUCAUUUUCAUCCAGAGAGCCUUCUUCGGAAGGGGAAAGGAUGUGCAGGGAGGAGACCCCCAAGAGGGAUCAUUGCCGACAAAAUUUUAUUUAAGUAAAUUUUCAAUGCAUAAUGUUCGGCCGUAGCCGGCUUGGGCAUACUGUGGUGGAAGGUGCUGGCCGGAAGACCAUGGUCGGCACAUUCCUGCCACGUGCUCCUCGGUCAGACUCAAGUCCCACGGGUUGGUUGCGCUGACGGGGGCACGCUACUAGCAAGGCGCGUUGGCGGAAUCAAUCCUCCAAUCAGAGACUAAUCGUGUGAUCACGUGGGGACGCGGCCGGGAGCGGCGAGGGCGGCUUGGAAACAGCUCCGCGCUCUCUUAGCUUCUGACCUCGGCCCCGAGUAGUCGCUCCUCUAGUCUCUGCCUCUCUGAUGAGCAGAUGGCAACCCCUCUUGGGGCUGCUCAGCCCUACGUAGGCACCACUGUACCAUCAUUACAAGAAUAAACUGGGUCCAUUCCACUCAA